AAAAAAAAAAAUAAAAUAAAACGUAAACCAACCAACUAAAAAAAGAAGAACAAGUUGUUUUUUUUUUUCUUCUUCUUUUUUUUUCCCUUUUUCUUCCUUUUCCCCUCUCUUUCAUUCUUUUUUUUAUUUCACCCUCAUUCCCCUUUUUUUUAUAUAUAUAUAUAUAUUCUUCAUCGUUACUAAAUAUUGUUUCGUUGUUGAUUUUUUAUUUUGUAUAUAUAUAAAUAUCUAUAUAUAUAUAUCACGUCUUAUUAUUUUAUUAUAUUUUAUACCAAAUCAAAAAAAAAAGAAAAAUUGUCACUCUUCUCAAUGCAUCGUACUUCCGGUCUUAUGACGUCUACUACUACUACUACUACUACUAUGAUGAGUCCUAUUGCAGUUCCUUUGAUGACAGAUUCUCCUAAUUAUCCAUUGACAGUACCAACACCACCUCCAUCAGCAUCACCUGUUGAUUUGCCACCUAUUCCAGAAUUGUCAAGUUAUGGACGUCAUCUUACUUUGGAUGACGGUCCGCCUUCACCAGCUUCACCCAAGAAACAAAAGGAUGCAUUACCAGCAUAUUUGGAACCAACUCCUCAAGCUUGUGAAGUAAAUGCUACUUUGAAUAUUCGACCUCAAUUGUUUCAUCUUUUGGCUCCUCCUCUGGUCAUUUUCCCUACAAGACGUGCUACUGCUCCUGCUUUGACAAAUCAUCCAAGUAUAUAUACUCCUUUACCAAGACGUUCUCAAUCUCAAUCAAUGGAUUCUAUUCAUACUUCAGAAAAUAUUUCAAUGGAUCCAUAUACACCUUCAUCAAUUUCAUCUUCUCCUAUCUCUGUACAUCAACAAGAAAACAAUCAUCAUAGAAAUUCAACAAAGAAAAGAAAAAUUCAUCAUACAUCUCCAUUUCAGGGUCAAGAUUCAUGUACGUCACCUACUUUAGCUGCUGCUUGUGCUUCUGCCGCCAACUUGCAUACAUCAACAACUUCAUCACCUACCUCUACACCUUCAUCACCAUCUAUUUCUCAAUAUGUUGAUUUAUCUAGAGUCAAAUCAGAUGAUGAUAAAAAAUUGGCUGAUCAAAGUAUGUUUUUGACCAAAAAUGCUCAUAUCAAACGACCUCGCAAUGCCUGGAUCCAUUUCCGAUGUCAUUAUGGUCAAGCUUUGAAGACACAAGAUCCAACCUUACGUGCCGAAGAAAUCUCAAAGCGAGCCUCCCGUCGUUGGUCAUUGUUAUCUGAAAAUGAAAAGCGACCAUGGCAUCAAUUGGCAGAACAAGAAAAACAAGCUCACAAGGAAGCCUUUCCAGAAUAUCGUUAUUGUCCAAAACGUGCAUCAUCUUCCUCUACUAAUAGAAAUUCUCCUUUAUCUUCCAUCAUCAACAACAACAACAACAAUAACAACAAUACUUCCAUCAAUCAAUUACAUCCUCCUUCUAUGGCAUCAUCUGGUCUUCCUCUUCCUCAACAAGGUUUAUACCGUUUAUCUCGAUUGGCAACUGAUUUGGAUUCUGUUAGGACUCAUAAAAAAUCGAAAAAGAUGAUGUGACACUUUUUUUUUUUUUGAUCAUGUUUAUUUGCAUUUUUUUUUCUUUUACACCCACACACACACACAUACACACACAUACAAUCACUCUCAUACACACACGCAUCAUACCCCUCUUUUAUUAUUAUUAUUAUAUAUAUAUAUAUAUAUAUAGUACUUGAUUUCUUGCCAACUUUGACAAUGAAAAUUCACCUUCUUUUUUUUUUUUUUUGUAUAUUCAUCCUCCUCCAAUGUUGUUUUAUAUAUUCCCAUGUGUUUAUGCGUGUUUUUUUUUAUGAUUUUGUUUUAGUAUAUCUUCAUUUUUAGUUUAGUUUAUCUAUGAUGGAUGAUUUAGGGAUGAUUCCUGAAAAAUAAAGAAAAAGUUAUUUUAUAUAAUAAACACUUAUCUGAUGGGAUGAUAACAUCAGUUGACCAGUUCUUU
This is a messenger RNA of Halteromyces radiatus, 1945 nucleotides long. RefSeq lists its product as uncharacterized. The coding region runs from base 310 to 1527 and encodes 405 amino acids. NCBI's taxonomy places the organism in Eukaryota, Fungi, Mucoromycota, Mucoromycetes, Mucorales, Cunninghamellaceae. Gene Ontology annotation, biological process: negative regulation of transcription by RNA polymerase II; cell differentiation; anatomical structure morphogenesis. The transcript is spliced from 4 exons. Gene Ontology annotation, molecular function: RNA polymerase II cis-regulatory region sequence-specific DNA binding; DNA-binding transcription factor activity, RNA polymerase II-specific. The record is from RefSeq and is a predicted model, not a curated record.